AUGCGACAGCCAGCAGAUUUGACCGCAUCGGUGGCAUCGUCGUGGCCCUGGUCGUCUUCAUCCGUCCGUCCGUUCGGCUUCAGCUACGUCGAUGACCGUUCCUCAGUGUGUUACUACCUCGAAUUAAGGCUAUGCCAAGCGCCGGCGUUCACCUACUCGUUUAUAGUGUUUGCGGACGGCCAUCUAUUGAUUUCCGUCAGUUCGGCCAAUCGUCGUCGACGAUGGCUGUCGUAG
This is a messenger RNA of Soboliphyme baturini, 234 nucleotides long. Lineage: Eukaryota; Metazoa; Nematoda; Enoplea; Dioctophymatida; Soboliphymatidae. The record is from the annotation of a GenBank genome assembly.